Bufo gargarizans (Asiatic toad) is the source of this 837-nucleotide messenger RNA. RefSeq names its product ankyrin repeat and SOCS box protein 10-like. The record is from RefSeq and is a predicted model, not a curated record. The transcript is spliced from 3 exons. Bases 268 to 837 code for a protein of 189 amino acids. Gene Ontology annotation, cellular component: cytoplasm; nucleus. NCBI's taxonomy places the organism in Eukaryota, Metazoa, Chordata, Amphibia, Anura, Bufonidae. Gene Ontology annotation, molecular function: protein binding.
GUCAGAGAAGAGACAGGCAAAGAAGGCAAGGGCAGAAGAGACAGGUGCAAAAGAGACAGUCAUAGAAAGUAUAGGUGCAAGAGACAGGUGCUAAACAGACAGACAAGAAGAGACAAUUAAAAAAGAAGACAGGUGCAGAAUAGACAAGCACAGAUGUGAAAGAAUAGAGACAGAUGCAGAUGAGACAGCAAGAUAAGAGACAGGCAUAGAAGAGACAGACUGCUGACAAUUCUGACCGCCGUGUUCAGCGACAACUCCUCUGGUGACAUGUCGGGAGUGAUUGUGACUCGCAAGGCGGAAGGCUCAGCAUUAGACUUCUGGCUGUCUCUUCUAUCAGGUCAUGCAGAGACAGUCCGGACUCUGCUGGAGCAGUCGGGGGACAUAAUUCACCCCAACUCUGUGUUUGAUACGAGUGAUGUGGAUGAAUGGAGGAACUAUCGCUACAAUCCUACAGCCUUGAGGAUCUGGUCUCUGACAUACGAAGAAGAAUACACCUGCCCUCUCUACGUGACGGCGACUCGUGGCUACACCCAGUGCCUCCAGCUCCUCCUCAAGAAGGGGGCAGACGUGGACUUUGCUCCUGGUGGAGAAAGCGCCCUCCAUGGGGCCUGUGAGAACGGCCACGAUGAAUGUGUGAGGCUCCUCCUGAGAAACGGGGCCAACCCCAACAUCCAGUCCCAAGAUGGCUUCUUCCCGCUCCACCACUGCAAGACAGCGGAGACCUAUCUCUCCGCCCCUGCUGUGAUCAGCUCCGCCCCUGCUGUGAUCAGCUCCGCCCCUGCUGUGAUCACGUGCUUCUUCCUCCAGUCCUCUUCCGAUCUGCUGGAGAUCCUAUGA